Molecule: messenger RNA, 1053 nt
Organism: Fomitopsis serialis
Lineage: Eukaryota; Fungi; Basidiomycota; Agaricomycetes; Polyporales; Fomitopsidaceae
Exons: 2
Coding region: 1-1053 (350 amino acids)
Source: RefSeq, a predicted model, not a curated record
AUGUCCACCACCUCGUCCCCGCCCCCGUCCCCCCACCGCCACGUCCACCACCUGCACCGCUCCCACUCGCCCAUCCCCCACAUCGCCACCAUCCUCCCCACCCACCACCACACCUCCAUGUACGCACCCGGCACGCGCGCCGCGGACAUCUCCCGCCUGCUCGACCCGGCCUACGCCAGUGGCUCCUCCUCCUCGAGCGCGUCCACCGCGAGCCCGACCCGCCACAAGCACACCCAGACGCGUGCCUACGUCGACCGCCACGGCGACCUUCACGACCCGGACUACCGCGACUUCCCCGUCCUCCCGACCACCUCCCGCACGGCCUCGGGCUCGCGCCGCCGGCGCACAAGCCAUGGCGCGCGCUCCCGCAGCACCAGCCGCCACGCCGACCGCCAGUACUCGACCGCGUACUCCAUCGCGCGCCCGGAGUGGGAGCGUGACUGGCCCACCGAGGCAGGUGAGGAUGACGACGAGGACGUGUUCGACGACGACACCGAGUCCCAAUCACACUACUCUCCGUUCGCGUCGCACGCCGCCACGCGCCGCAGCUCGACCGUUCACUCGACGCCUGCCUACCGGCCGUACGUGCCCGUGCCGUACACGGACUACACCAGUGACCCACAGCCGUUCUCAUCGUCGCCAGUAGACUCGCUUGACGACCACUCCCCGAGUAUGUUGCAGGAGUCGCCAUUGCACGACACGCCGUUCCUCGGGGACUACCUGGAGGGCGAGUCAGAGGAGAGGCGUAAGAAGAAGUCGCGCAGGAGCAGUGGUAGCAGUGCCAUUCUGGGGAGGAAGAGCUCGAAGAAAACUGGCUCUCAGGCGAAGGAGGUUUCCGUAGACGGUGGCUCUGAGAAGAGCGACAGUGAGCAUGCUGCUCAGCAGUUUUCGGUCGAUGGCGAGCGCGCCGACGAAGUGCCGUCUUGUUCUGACGCGCUCCGUCAACAAUGGGCGCGGCUUGCGCUCCGCGUGAAGUUCAGCGUCUUCCGCGCGCGCCGCCGUCUCAGGUCUCGCAGCAACGCGCAAUCUGACACAUCACGAUUCCCAACAUAG